AUGAAUCCAUUAAAUAAAAUAAUAUUCUUAUCAGCAUUUCUAGCUUCAGGAUUUCUUUUAAUUCUAUUAUCAUGUGCAUUAUUCAAUAAUUACAGACCAAUGUGGGUCAUAUUAAUCUUUUUAAUAGCUCCAUUACCUAAUAUAAUAGCCAAUUCGAUUGAAAAUUCAAGAGAUUAUAAUUUUUUAACAUUUAAUGAUUAUGGUAAUUCAAAUGAAGGAAAUAGUUCCCCCUUGCAAGAAUUUUCUAAAUUUUUGACGGGUUUUUUAAUUAUUAGUGGGAUUGCUUUACCUUUAAGUUUUUAUCAUUGUGGAUUAAUUGAAAUUGGAUCUUUAAUUAUGAGUGUUUCUGGUGGAUUAAUUGUUUAUGGAGAUAUUAUAAUUUUUAUUUGGUUUUUCAGUAAUGAAGAAGAAGAAAAUGAUGAAUUUAAUUUUUAA
Molecule: messenger RNA, 435 nt
Organism: Lodderomyces jiufengensis
Lineage: Eukaryota; Fungi; Ascomycota; Pichiomycetes; Serinales; Debaryomycetaceae
Exons: 1
Coding region: 1-435 (144 amino acids)
Biological process (GO): late endosome to vacuole transport via multivesicular body sorting pathway
Cellular component (GO): Vps55/Vps68 complex; endosome
Source: RefSeq, a predicted model, not a curated record